This is a messenger RNA of Nyctereutes procyonoides (raccoon dog), 1243 nucleotides long. It is a transcript of the gene FHIT, whose product is annotated as fragile histidine triad diadenosine triphosphatase. NCBI's taxonomy places the organism in Eukaryota, Metazoa, Chordata, Mammalia, Carnivora, Canidae. The record is from RefSeq and is a predicted model, not a curated record. Gene Ontology annotation, biological process: purine nucleotide metabolic process; negative regulation of proteasomal ubiquitin-dependent protein catabolic process; intrinsic apoptotic signaling pathway by p53 class mediator. The transcript is spliced from 12 exons. Gene Ontology annotation, molecular function: ubiquitin protein ligase binding; bis(5'-adenosyl)-triphosphatase activity. Bases 442 to 927 code for a protein of 161 amino acids. Gene Ontology annotation, cellular component: cytoplasm; plasma membrane; nucleus.
GGCACACGCCCAGGCGCCGCUCCUGCCCCGCGCUCCCUCCCUCUGCCUUUCACUUCCCAGCUGCCAAGAUCUUGGAAGCUUUGAAGCUCAGCAAAGAAGGAAAAUCCAUUGAGAACAGUCUGUAAAGUGUUGAGAAAUAUCCAGAUAUUAUUACCGACACUCUGCCUGUCUCCUGCUUGAACCUGAGAUUCUUCCAUUGGAACACUGGUCAUUGGGAAGAGGACAGUUAAAGUACAGCUUGGUCUCUUGAUGAUCCAAAUACUUAAACAGUGAAGGAGACAGGAUUUAGCUAGCCAGAGAAAAAUGGUGUUCCUUCUUUCAGAAGUUUUUGGAAUGUAAUGAUCCUUUACCACCACCCCAGCUCAUUGUCUUCAGCUUUGGCACAGUUAUUGUUGCUGUCCGUAAGGUGUUUGCCCCUUGGUGAGGGAGACUAACUUCUAAAUGAACCCAGCGCAGGGUGGCUUCAACCGUGAGGAAAUGUCGUUCAGAUUUGGUCAACACCUCAUCAAGCCCUCUGUGGUUUUUCUCAAAACAGAACUGUCCUUUGCUCUUGUGAACAGGAAACCUGUGGUACCAGGACAUGUCCUGGUGUGUCCCCUUCGGCCGGUGGAGCGUUUCCGAGACCUGCGUCCGGAUGAAGUGGCGGAUUUGUUUCAGGCGACUCAGAGAGUUGGGAUGGUGGUGGAGAAGCAUUUCCAGGGAACUUCUCUCACAUUUUCCAUGCAGGAUGGCCCUGAAGCCGGACAGACUGUGAAGCAUGUUCACGUCCACGUUCUUCCAAGGAAGGCUGGAGACUUUCACAGGAAUGACAGCAUCUAUGAUGAGCUCCAGAAGCAUGACAAGGAAGAGGAAGACUCCCCGACCUUGUGGAGAUCCGAGGAGGAAAUGGCAGCAGAAGCCUCAGCCCUGCGGGCCUACUUUCAGUGACUUUACAGGCAUGAAAGUAACUUGAACAAAUCCCAAGGCAUAAGGAAAUGGGCCUCGUUCUCUAGGACUCUGCGGCACUGGAAAUGAAGCUAAGCAGACUUUAUUACAUCCUACAAUUCUGCAACCUUUUGCGAAGCAUUUUAUUACACUUGUGGAAGCCAUCGGGGUUAUGUUUCAAUCAUGAUGACUGACAGGCUAACUUCAAAAUAACAGCAUCGACACUUCCUUCCACACUUCCUGGGCUAUGUACUUAGAAUAGAACCUUUUCUAAAUUGUCCCUUGGCCUGGAUGGAAAUAAAAUGGUACUUAAAAUAUU